AUGAGUAUGGCUUCUGCCAAGACGGCAAUGACGAAAGCCCCGCAGGAAGUAUCACCCGUGCGUACCACCAAUGGCACAGCAGACACGACAGCAGCAGCAGCAGCAGCAGCAGCAGCAGCGGUCUCGACACCCCCGUCAGACGCGAAGCUCAAGGAAGAACCAGGAACACCGGCCAUCUCUGCAACUCAGGUGACUGCACCGGACGGGACAGCCGCUGGCAUGGUCUCGCCGAAUGGUAAUACAGCUGCGCAAGAUGAAAGUGCCGCUGAUGCCGCUGCGACCCGGCGUAUUCAACGUGCAUCGAGAGCCUGCGAGAUAUGUCAUUCGCGUAAAGUGCGUUGCGAUGCGUCUACACUCGGUGUCCCAUGCACCAACUGCCAGGCCUUUGGCUUCGAGUGCAAGAUUCCAACGGCCGGUAGGAAGAAGAAGACAGCACGACAACAAGCACCGCAAAGUUCCGAUGGCGAUAGUAAAGAUGCAACGGCACGAGACCGUACAGAAGUCUCUGCGUCGCCUGCUAUGGAGCGACAUGGUACACCCACUGCAACGCACGAUCGUCAAGAUCUCACACGACCGAGUGUCACGCGUGAAGUGAGUGGUGCGGCUGUUCCUGAGCGCGCAGACCCGAGCAAGCUGUAUGUCGAUUUCAUCGAUCAUGAUAUUACACAGCAAGCCAUCCCAGAUAACGGACGUGUCGCAUAUUUGGGUGAAUCAUCCAACUUGAGCUUCAUUGUCAAGCGUCGUGCGAUGAACGAUGCAGACAAGGAAAUUUAUCACUACCCGAUCCCCGAUGUUUUUCGGGAUGAACCCGCCACAAAGCUCAAUAUUCUCGAUGCGGAUGAAGUGGAAGCGCUCAAAACGCGAGGUGCAUUCUUGUUGCCACCGAGAGAUGUGUGUGAUGACCUGGUAGAGACGUACUUCUCCAAAAUUGCGCCGCAGAUUCCAGUGGUCAACAAGACGCAAUUUAUGCAGCAGUAUCAUAAUGCAUCGGACCCACCACCGCUCUUGCUGCUGCAAGUCAUCUUUCUCGCUGCGAGUCGUGUGAGCAAGAAUCCGGCCCUGGUCGACCAGCAAACAGGCACAACCAACAAUGCCAGCAUGACGUUCUGGAAACGUGCCAAGGCAUUGUACGAUGCAGACUACGAAGACGACAAGGUCGUUGUGAUUCAAGCACUUCUUUUGCUCAGUUGGUGGUGGGAAGGUCCAGAAGACGUGACACGCAAUGUCUGGUAUUGGAUCGGCACUGCUAUUCGUGUGGCUCAAGGCAUUGGUAUGCAUCGUUCGGUUGCAAAGAGCAAGAUGAGCACGUUGCAGAAGCGUACGUGGCGUCGUAUCUGGUGGACAUGUUUUGCGCAGGACCGCCGUGUUGCAGCAUCUCUCGGUCGUCCGAUGUGCAUCAACGUUGAGGACUCUGACAUGGAAAUGUUGACUGAGGAGGACUUUAUUGAGGAAGACGUCGCGCCUGGCCAAGCUUUGCAGUACCCACCCAAUCGCAACCACGUCCUCUAUUUUAUUCAAAGCGUCAAGUUAACGGAGAUCAUGGGUGUCGUCCUGUCAAGGCAGUACUCGGCAGCCUCUCGCAAAGCCAUGCAACUACAAAGUCUUGAUUUGACACACUCGGACAUGGCACUUGCAAACUGGCUAAUGAGCCUUCCGCCAGAGAUGCAAUAUCACUGCACAAAGAAUGCAAAGAAGCAGAAUUUCUGGGCGGCUUUUCUGCAUAUGACUUACUACACAGUCUUGUGUUUACUGCACAGACCGCAUAUGAAGUCUUCUGUUCGACCCGAUGCAGCACCCACUACCUACCCAUCGAGGAAUAUUGCCUUCACUGCAGCCAACAUGAUUACGCGGAUUUUAGAAGAUGUCGUGCAUUAUGGCAAUCUCGAAAUUUUACCGUCCUUCAGCACGUACGCCAUUUUCUCCGCCAUGAUCUUCCAUUCCUUUGAGAUCCGUUCUCAAAACCCCGUGGUUCGCGAUGCGGCACACAAGAAAUUGCAAUUCUGCUCAAAGUCGCUUCGGGACUUGUCAAAGGUUUGGUUGGUAGCAAGCUCGAUUGUUGUGUUGUUUGAGGCAAUUGGCGAGUCGAAAGUGCUUCAAGACCGUCUGCAGAAGUCCGCCUUGCAAGCAGCCUCUUCCACCAACCUUACUCGCAGUGCUCUUGAGACGCGCAAGAAGCAUGCAAUUGAAUCCAUCAGCGAAUCGCGAAACUUGGCAAAUUUGCGAGCAGCCUCCAAUAUGGGUUCGCCGGAAGCGACUUUUGCAUCGCCAACAACGGCCCUGAAGCGCAAUGCAGAUACGAUGCUUGCGGGAACGUAUUCUCAGCAUUCACGUCCGGACGAAUCGCAUCUUGGUCACGGAACUGGUCUGACGCAUACCAUGAAUGGCACAGCAACGCCACCAGAAUUCUUCUUUUCCACGCAGCAAUCGAUCCCACAUACAUUCUUUGAGUCGUAUCAACCCAUGGAUCUGUUUCCACAGGAGGCUCUGGGCAUGAAGCAAUUACAGCAACAGCAACAACAGCAGCAACAACAACAACAGCAGAUGCAUAAAAGCAAUUCACCGGUCAACAUGCCAGCGCCGUCUUCACUUCCGCAGCAAUCACUGAAUAUUCCACAACAGGCAGGCUCGUCUGGUGGUAAUAGUGAGCGACAUUCGCCCAUCAGUACAGGGCUCGGUGGAGAGUACUGGAAUCCCGUACCGUUUGCAAGUCAAGGAGAUUUAGACUUUGAUGCUAUGGCGCAUGGUGAGGGAUUGCACUACCCUGAAUCAUCGGCAUCGGAUGAAGGUUCUCGACCGGGUGCGCCAGAGAGCUUGAAUAUUCAUGAUUGGUAUUCUUUCUUAGGGCUAGUGUAA
Messenger RNA from Protomyces lactucae-debilis, 2853 nucleotides. Its product is annotated as fungal-specific transcription factor domain-containing protein. The coding region runs from base 1 to 2853 and encodes 950 amino acids. The record is from RefSeq and is a predicted model, not a curated record. NCBI's taxonomy places the organism in Eukaryota, Fungi, Ascomycota, Taphrinomycetes, Taphrinales, Protomycetaceae. The transcript is spliced from 2 exons. Gene Ontology annotation, biological process: regulation of DNA-templated transcription; DNA-templated transcription. Gene Ontology annotation, molecular function: zinc ion binding; DNA-binding transcription factor activity, RNA polymerase II-specific; DNA binding.